Messenger RNA from Melampsora larici-populina 98AG31, 1230 nucleotides. RefSeq lists its product as uncharacterized. NCBI's taxonomy places the organism in Eukaryota, Fungi, Basidiomycota, Pucciniomycetes, Pucciniales, Melampsoraceae. The transcript is spliced from 3 exons. Bases 1 to 1230 code for a protein of 409 amino acids. The record is from RefSeq and is a predicted model, not a curated record.
AUGGAACUUAACCUGGCUGAGUUUCCAGUUGAAAAGUUUUUCAACAACAUUCCACCUAAUCAGAUAUGUUUGCAAAUCUUUUACGAUGCUGUCAGCAAAUUGUACUUCGAAGGAGUCCCACACAUGGUCGACAUUCGACACCAUGGCAUCCUACUCGAAUCAGCAAAAGAGAAACAUCUUGAAAACCCUAGAAACCCAACUUUACGCGAUGAUUAUCAAGCCAAGUGUCAACGAUACUCAAAUACCCACGACAAACUACAUCCCAUCAUACUCAAAACUGCCGAGACCCUUGAACAUGCCUCGCGCAUACAAUCAGCACAUAUGUUUCGUGAUAUCGUGCAUGCUUGCCAAUCAGCCUCGGUUCAACUGUCGUCGGAUUGUAGUACAUCAGAUCGUUUACGAGCUCUGGAAAAUGAAAUGUCCGAAUCAAAGGCGUCUUGCCAACAACUUGAGAUGAGGGUACAAGAACUACAGGCAGAAGUGACUCAAUUGAAUCUCAAAGGUCAAUAUUUAGCCAAUGAGUUGACAACUCAGGGGGAAAAAUUUCAUCAGUGGCAAAUUAAACAGCAAGACCACACGGCUCGAAAACUAGAAGAAAUCAAUUCAUCAUUUCGGAACGAACUCAACCAUUUCAAGAAACUUAAUGUUGGAGCUUUGGAAGAUCUCACGAUUCGUUGUGAAAAGAAUGAAUCACAAAUAGAGAAACUUCAAUCAUGGUCAACAACACUUCAAAGUUCCAAGCCGAUUCACCAGACUUCUCAACCCCCUGGCAGCCCGAAUAAAUCUAUGUCACCUCUUACUGGACCAACAACAACACCAAUGUCGAUACCAAAUCCAGUUUCCACUUCUGGCGUGACAACUGUGUCCGGAACGAUUCAAGAGAGAGGGGCCCCGAGUCAGCAUCGUGCCCAAGAGUUGCCGAUGCCCCACUCUUAUGAUCCUGUCACUACCCAUGAUCGGGCGUUCACUUACGUUAUCUCUAAGCUUCGCCACUCCAGUCGAUUCCAAUCCGCUGUCCUCGACGUCAUUUCAGCUGGUGGCCCGCCUCCUAACUUUAAGCGAUUUCAAGACGCUGUCAUGGAUGCACUAUCGAUGGAGGGCUCCCUACCAACACUUGAUUCACAAGUGCGCAACCUUGCUACCCGAAUCUUACAAGUUGAGGAAGAUGUCAAGCAAAUAACAAACAGCGCUACAAGAGGUAAUCAGCUUAACCAAACUAUGGGUCGAUGA